Molecule: messenger RNA, 2307 nt
Organism: Aspergillus melleus
Lineage: Eukaryota; Fungi; Ascomycota; Eurotiomycetes; Eurotiales; Aspergillaceae
Gene: mak5
Product: ATP-dependent RNA helicase MAK5
Exons: 3
Coding region: 1-2307 (768 amino acids)
Cellular component (GO): nucleolus
Molecular function (GO): ATP binding; nucleic acid binding; RNA helicase activity
Source: RefSeq, a predicted model, not a curated record
AUGGGUCAUAAGCGGAAUCGCGACCCGAAGAACUCGGGACUUCAGUCUAAAAAGCGAAAAGGCAAUGCCGGUGCUGUCAAAGCCGUCGAGGAAGAUGACGGCUGGGAUGGCGUUGUUGGAAUAGACGACCUCAACUGGACCGAAGUCGCUCUCCCUGACCGGCUCGAGGAUGCGACCGGAUUCUUUGGCUUGGAGGAGAUUGAUGGAGUAGAUAUCAUCAAACCGGAGGGGAACGGAAACGUCCGAUUCAAGGCCGUCGCAGGGAAGCCAAAGAAAUCGAUCCUGAAGAACAAGACACCAGAGGAGACCAAGGAAUAUGAUGAUGAGUGGUCUGGCUUCAGUGACGGCGAAACCGCGGCGCAGCAAGAACCUUCCGCGGAGGAGACCGAAGAAAAGAAGACGGAGCCCGAGGAAUCCGACAAGAAGGUGAAGGCGAAGGAAAAGAAAGACGCCAAAAAGAAGGAGAAGAACGCUGCGAAGAAAGAGCAAAAACAGAAGGCUACGAAUGUGCAGGACAAGGAUAUCAAAUCAGGAUUGUCUUUCACGGCCCUGCAGGAUGAGGAAGAGGACGACGGCGUUGAUGUCUCUGCAUGGGAGUCGCUGGGCUUAUCUCCAGAAACUCUGGCCGGUAUUUCGAAGAUGAAAUUCACCACGCCGACAUCAGUCCAAACGACCUGUAUACCGCCGAUCUUGGAAGGCCACGACGUUGUCGGAAAGGCGUCAACGGGUUCCGGAAAGACACUGGCUUUUGGCAUUCCCAUUCUAGAGCAUUAUCUGGAACAGAAGAAGAAGGAUACCGAGACGGCAUCCGAGAAAAAGGAAUCGUCCCCCAUUGCGCUCGUGUUGUCUCCCACCCGAGAACUGGCGCAUCAGUUAGUGAAGCACAUUGGGGAGCUGAUUUCUCACGCCCCAGGUGUCAACGCGAGGAUUGCGCUGUUGACCGGUGGGCUGUCAGUUCAGAAGCAACAGAGACAGUUAGCUGGAGCGGACAUUGUCGUUGGCACUCCGGGGCGAGUGUGGGAGGUGCUGAGCUCAGGACAGGGUCUGAUCCGUAAAAUGCAGGGUAUCAAGUUCCUGGUUAUCGAUGAGGCCGAUAGACUUUUGAGCGAAGGUCACUUCAAAGAGGCACACGAAAUUCUAGGAGCUUUGGAUCGUGUGGAGGAUGGCAACGUGUCUGACGAGGAAGACGAUGAAUCCCAUGAGGCCGACCCCAGGUCGCAAAGGCAGACCCUAGUCUUCUCUGCUACCUUCCAUCGUGAUCUCCAGCAGAAGCUGGCAGGCAAGGGACGAUGGACUGGUGGAGACCUGAUGAACAAACAAGAAUCCAUGGAAUACCUUUUGCAGAAGCUGAACUUCAGAGAGGAGAAGCCCAAAUUCCUCGAUGUGAAUCCGAUCUCGCAAAUGGCAGAAGGACUGAAAGAAGGAAUUGUCGAAUGCGGUGCCAUGGAAAAGGAUCUCUUCCUCUACACACUUCUUCUCUACCAUCCCAAGCACCGCACUUUGGUCUUCACAAACUCCAUCUCGGCAGUCCGUCGCCUAACUCAGCUGCUCCAAGCACUUCAGCUUCCCGCCCUUGCCCUACACUCGUCUAUGGCACAAAAGGCCCGUCUCCGGUCGGUUGAACGGUUCUCCUCGCCGACUGCUGACCCGAGUACCAUCCUUGUCGCCACCGACGUUGCAGCACGUGGUCUCGACAUCAAGGGUAUCGACUUUGUUGUUCAUUAUCAUGUUCCUCGCGCCGCCGAUACGUAUGUCCAUCGAUCAGGUCGUACCGCUCGUGCCGGAGCUUCAGGAAAGAGCGUGAUUAUCUGUGCUCCGGAGGAAAUGGUCGGCGUCGUGCGUCUUGCCGCCAAGGUGCACGCCAGUAUGGCCAACGGAAAGCGACUUCCCUUGGAGUCCCUCGAGCUUGACCGCCGCGUCGUCUCCCGCGUGAAGCAGCGAGUGACGCUCGCCAGUCGCAUUAUCGAUGCAAACAUCGCCAAGGAGAAGGUUUCGGCCGAGGAUAACUGGCUGAGAAAUGCCGCCGAGGACCUUGGUGUCGAGUACGACAGUGAGGAAUUCGAGAACGCAGAAGGACGUGGACGAGGACGUGGUCGUGGUCGCCAGGAGCGAGAGCGGAAAGUCGGCGCUACAAGUAAAGCCGAACUCGCGGGAAUGCGCGCCGAGUUGAAACAACUGCUCUCCCAGCGAGUUAACGUGGGCGUAAGCGAGCGAUACCUGACGGCUGGACGAGUUGAUAUCGAGGCGUUGCUGCGCGGCGAAGGAAACAACUCAUUCCUGGGCCAGGUCGAUCCGUUGGAUUUCUAA